This is a messenger RNA of Sporisorium graminicola, 960 nucleotides long. RefSeq lists its product as uncharacterized. Gene Ontology annotation, molecular function: protein binding. Gene Ontology annotation, biological process: protein folding in endoplasmic reticulum. The coding region runs from base 1 to 960 and encodes 319 amino acids. Gene Ontology annotation, cellular component: EMC complex. NCBI's taxonomy places the organism in Eukaryota, Fungi, Basidiomycota, Ustilaginomycetes, Ustilaginales, Ustilaginaceae. The record is from RefSeq and is a predicted model, not a curated record. The transcript is spliced from 2 exons.
AUGGCGACUGCGCAUUUCCAAGUGUCUGGCAACCCUGAAUCGGAUCCCAAAGCGGCGGCGCAAUGGUUGGCUGAGCAACGACGACGUCCGAUUCGAGCACCGCACAAGACAGUCGAAUAUGGCGAACUCGUCAUCACCAAGGGCGGACUCUCUUCUGUCUCCAACGAAGAUCUGUGGUCGAUUCUCGAACAGGUCGCCAUCGCUGCCAUCGAAGUAGCACGCUUCGAUCUCGCAGAGCUCUGCAUCUCUCGCUUGACGUCCCGCUUCCCCAACUCGCAGCGCGUCACUUCGUUGCAAGGUAUGCUCCUCGAAGGUCAAGGCAAGCUCGACGAGGCUAUUCGACUGUACGACGAGGCCCUCGAAAAGGAAGAGACAUCGCUCAUCCUCUCCCGUCGUAGAAUUGCUGCCAUCAAAUCGACAGGCGACGCCAAACGCACCUUGGAAGCUCUCAACGCUCACCUCGAUACGUUCUACAACGAUCCCGAAGCUUGGCAGGAACUCGCAGAGGUGUAUGCCAACCAAGGAUUCUACACCCAGUCCGCCUUUGCUCUCGAAGAGCUGCUGCUGCAGAUCCCUCAGAACGGCUUCUUUCACUUGAAGUAUGCAGAGACGCUCUACACCAACGGCGACACUAUCAAGGCAUACAAGGCUUACUUGAGGGUGUUGGAACUGUGUCAGAGCGAUCGAGGUGCCACCGACGAGCACGAGAGCUCGAAACAAACCGCUGCGCAGGGCCCCUGGCUACGCGCUUUGUGGGGCACAAAGAUGACGACGACUGCAUUGAUUGCAGCACCACCUGCUUCGUCGAAAACUUCGACAACAGACGACACGGUCGACCAGGCCAAAGUGAAAAAGAUCGACGAGCUCGUCACCAAUCUCCUCCUCACCAAGGUAUAUACCCCACAAGCUGUGGCUGCAAAGCAUCUCAGGGAUGUAACACGCGCUGUGCUAGCAGCCUAG